UCAAUCGUCAAUAACGCACUAUUUGAAUAGCACUCUGCAGAUAAGUUUUCAAACUUUCUAAUUACCCAAGCGAAAGCAUCGCAUUGAGCUUCGCAUUUCAGCCCAGCAAUUUAAACGUUCAAUACAACUCAACCCGAAUUGGCCAUGAACGGAAAACAAUUGUGCAUUUGGUUCGCGCUGUUUGCUCUGCUGUUGGAGGGCAGCGGGGCACAGGAACAGGAUGAGGUCACAACGCAGCUGCCAGCGGUGGAAACAGAAUUGCCACCGCAUGAGGAACCUGCUGUGGUAGAGAUAGUUGAGCCUGCAACUGAACCGGUUUCUACAGCGGAAGCUGCGACAGUUUCGGAAUCAGCAGCUGAACCUGCGGUUGAACCUGAAGCUGUUGCUGCAAAAGCUCCUGAAGCCGAACCCUCACCUGAAUUAAUUAAUGAAGAUGCUGAAGCUGAACCAACAACCGAGGUUAAGCCAGCAGAAGAGCUUGAACCAGCAGCUGAAGCUGAACCUGAACCUGAAGCACAGCCUGAACCUUCAGUUGAAGCUGAACCAGCGGCUGAACCUGAACCGCUUUCUGAACCGGCAAUUCAAUCCGAAACAAAACCUGCAGCUGAACCCGAAACCCAACCUGCAGCUGAACUACUUCCUGAGCCAGCAGCUGAACCCGAAACUGAACCUGCAACUGAACCACUUCCUGAACCAGCAGCUGAACCGGAAGCUAAAUCUGAAACUGCUCCUGAAGCAGAAGCGGAUUACCAGAAUGAUGCAGCUGCAAGCCAAAGUCACAGUUCAGUAGAGCCAACAACAAAGCAGCCAAGUCCCAGUUUGAACACGAUGACUUGUUAUAGCUGCUCCAGCUACCCGAGAGGCAGGUGUGAUCAAAAGCCCAGUGAUUCGUCUCCAUGUCAGGCAAUCACCAAAGAAGGAUGCUACACACUCAUUAAAUCUGAUACCCAGCUCAUAAUGCGUGGUUGCAUUUCGGAGCUGUCGGAGGAGGGAAACAAAUAUUGCCGCAAGGAGCCAAAGCACUGUGUGCUCUGCUAUGAUAAGCUAUGCAACAAGGAUGUGGCACCGCCUGCCACAGCAAGUGCAGUUCGAAUGCUAAACAACUCCGCUGAGUGGAUUCUCUAUGUCCUAAAAUUAAUUCUGUUCUGA
Molecule: messenger RNA, 1149 nt
Organism: Drosophila albomicans
Lineage: Eukaryota; Metazoa; Arthropoda; Insecta; Diptera; Drosophilidae
Product: protein TsetseEP
Exons: 2
Coding region: 145-1149 (334 amino acids)
Source: RefSeq, a predicted model, not a curated record